GCCAAGCAGUGUGGAGGGGACCAGCAGGGCCAACUCCAGGGAUUCAUUCCACAGGAGAAAACCACACAGACGCACUCCAGCCAACAUGAUGGUACUGAAAGUAGAGGAGCUGGUCACAGGGAAGAAGAGCAGCAACGGGGAAACAGGGGAAUUCCUUCCCGAUGAUUUCAGAGAUGGACAGUAUGAAGCUGCUGUCACUUCAGAGAAGCAAGAGGAUCUAAAGACACUCCCGGCCCACCACGUGAGCCUGGCAGAGCAACAGUGGGAAAGGGAGAAACAGCGAGAGGCAGAGCUUAAAAAGAAAAAACUAGAACAAAGAUCAAAGCUUGAAAAUUUAGAAGACCUUGAAAUAAUCAUUCAACUGAAGAAAAGGAAAAAAUACAGGAAGACUAAAGUUCCUGUUGCAAAGGAACCGGAACCUGAAAUCAUUACCGAACCUGUGGAUGUGCCUAGAUUUCUAAAGGCUGCUCUGGAAAAUAAACUGGCAGUAGUAGAAAAGUUCUUGUCAGACCAGAACAAUCCAGAUGUCUGUGAUGAGUAUAAACGAACAGCUCUUCAUAGAGCAUGCUUGGAAGGGCAUUUGGCAAUUGUGGAGAAGCUAAUGGAAGCUGGAGCCCAGAUCGAAUUCCGUGAUAUGCUUGAAUCCACAGCCAUCCACUGGGCAUGCCGUGGAGGAAACCUGGAGGUUUUAAAAUUGUUGCUGAACAAAGGUGCAAAAAUCAGCGCUCGAGAUAAGUUGCUCAGCACGGCGCUGCACGUGGCGGUGAGGACCGGCCACUACGAGUGCGCGGAGCACCUCAUCGCCUGUGAAGCAGACCUGAACGCCAAAGACCGAGAAGGAGAUACGCCCCUGCAUGAUGCUGUGAGACUGAAUCGCUAUAAGAUGAUAAGGCUCCUGAUUAUGUACGGUGCCGACCUCACCAUCAAGAACAGCGCCGGGAAGACCCCAAUGGAUCUGGUGCUAAACUGGCAAAAUGGAACCAAAGCAAUAUUCGACAGCCUCAAGGAUAACUCCUACAAAACCUCUCGCAUAGCUACGUUCUAAGGAAAUGAAAUUCUUUCGUCAGCAACUGCUCACUGGCAUUUUGAAGGCAUGGCCCAAAACAAGAGCAACGAGCCAGCGCCCAGUGUCUGUCAACUUGCUGUGAAGCUGUAAUCAUCAAAGAUUCAAGAAAGCACAGGGUUAUGGGUGUUAAAGUUUCCUUUAGCAAAUCUCACUCUAUUUAAUUUAUUCCAGUUUAUUUAUAUAUUUCUUUGAUGAUAUUGAUAUACAGACCUUCGUGAUAAUCCACUUGGUAAACAAAGCUUAAUUUGUAUACAACACUUUCAGAGCCUUCCAUAGGUAGUUCUUAAACCAUGUGACUGAGCAAUGCUCAGAGCACCUAAGUAGAUGUCAUCUGUCGUCUAAGACAUUUCAAGGUGUUUUCAAAAGACAGGGGCGGCUGUUGCAGCCCUCUUUUCUUCUGAUUUUUAAUACUGAAGAUUGAAUGAAGCAAUGAAAGGCAUGUAGUGACAGGAAGGGAAUGAGACAAUGAAAGCGAUUCUGUGAGAAGGAUGGGAAAGCCAACCAUUUUCCCCGGAGGCCUGAUUUUGUUUUGCUUUGUUACCAAAUCACACAGAGUUCCAAGGUGAAGUGUAAGUGCAGGGUAGGGGAAGGUGUGGCCUACGGGGCCAACAGGACUGAAUUUGCUCAAAAAAGAUGAAAGGCAAUGAAAAGUGUAAAUGUGUAAAUGUAUAUUGUGUUGUAUCUAUAUUUUAUAUUCAUAAUAAAAGCAAACAAACACUAA
Messenger RNA from Lepus europaeus (European hare), 1787 nucleotides. It is a transcript of the gene ANKRD1, whose product is annotated as ankyrin repeat domain 1. Gene Ontology annotation, biological process: regulation of transcription by RNA polymerase II. Gene Ontology annotation, cellular component: nucleus. The record is from RefSeq and is a predicted model, not a curated record. Gene Ontology annotation, molecular function: RNA polymerase II-specific DNA-binding transcription factor binding. NCBI's taxonomy places the organism in Eukaryota, Metazoa, Chordata, Mammalia, Lagomorpha, Leporidae. The transcript has 9 exons. The coding region runs from base 86 to 1045 and encodes 319 amino acids.